Messenger RNA from Choloepus didactylus (southern two-toed sloth), 2655 nucleotides. RefSeq lists its product as uncharacterized. NCBI's taxonomy places the organism in Eukaryota, Metazoa, Chordata, Mammalia, Pilosa, Megalonychidae. The record is from RefSeq and is a predicted model, not a curated record.
AUGGUAGACAAAGCGCUCUGGCUUUGUUUGGUGACUGCCAUCGGCUCGACCCUGGUGGAACCAUUUGGCAUCUACCCAGGGAUGGUCACGGCACUUAGCUGCACUUAUUUUUCUGAGAAGUUGAGAUUCUUCCCCACAGUCCCAGAGUCCCCGUCAGAGUUUCAAGGCCCAGACAGUGGCCAUUAUUCCCAAAGGAAUAAUAGUGACGUCAACUUCACUGUGACCCUGCAACUCGACAUUGCCACGGACCCUGGCAGAACGGACGUUGCCUCUUACCAGAAGAGUGUGAGCUGCCCCUAUCCCCAGUGGCGCUCGAGAGAGCUCGUGUGUGAGACAAACUACAUGGAGGUUUCUGUCAAGAGAGAAGUCCCUUUACUCCCGAUGGACCUGCUCCAGGAUGAGCCAGAGGACUGGGCCGCGGCGCUGCCCGAGGUGACCUCGGGCGUGGCCUCCAUCUGGCAGAUCGUCUUCCACACUCCGGCCACGCAGCGCGCCAUGCUGGUGAGCGACGCCCACCGGGCCGGCUACGGGAUCAACACGACGGAGACCAGGGUCCUGCUGCGGGCUGGCUUCGCCGUCCCCGAGGCCGAGCAGCUGCAGAUUCAAGGCGUUACUUUUACUGCUGUGAGAUCGAGCACUUUCUACAAGCAGCACUGGAUGAUUUUGAUGGUGGACACAGCUGUGGCUUGCCCUAUGGAUGGCGUUGAUUACUCCGAGGACACUAUCACUUGGACCAUCCCCAAGAAUAUCAGCCCCCUUCUUGUCGGGGCCAGCCACAUCAAGGACCUCUCCGUAGAGAUGGGAGUGAACCUCCACAAGUUGUCCCCUGCCGACAUUGUCUCCAGGAACUACAGAUUGAGGAGUGACAACAACACGAUUGUCAUCAAGGUUCCUGCGGGUGCAGAAGGCGGUUACUACAAGACCCAUGUGAGAAAUGGGCGCUAUGGCACCACUUACAGUAUCAACUUGUUUCUGGAGCACCAGUGGGAGGAUGACAGCUGGGGGGUGACCAAGCACACCAUGAUCAAAGCUGUGACGACGCCUCUGUGCCUCCAGGAACCCGUGAUGAUCGACAACACCAACACCAGCCUUCGACUCUUCGGGAUCACAGUAGGAUCAUUUCUUCCGGAUGUACAGUUAGACUUCACAGUGAAGGAUGGAGUUUUCCCGGUGCCGGCGCCCGAGGCCUCUGGUUACAGCAUCACCCAGAGCGUCCUCGGUAAUGGAAGCAGUGCCUACCUCAUCGAAGUGGGCUUUGACGCUCCGGGUAUAGACGUGGAGUACACAGGUGAGGAUAUCAGGACGUAUACGCUGAACACCACCUUGACCUUCAGCGUGGACUCCAGCGUGUUCACCAUCCCAGUAGUUGUCGCCUCUCCGGUCCAAGACGCAGUGCUGCCCGAGGCCGCCGGUCAUUGUGGCACUGACCACCUCUCGCUGGCCAUCACUAGAGGCAACGUCGACCAGCACUGGGUCCCCUUCGCCUCCUCCCUGCACCUGACGCCAGAGUCUGCACAGGUGCAUGGCGGCCGGUUCCUGGACAAUGGCACACACCUAGCCCUGCAGGUGUCCUGCUUCUCAGAGCAUGUGACCUACGAGGUACAGAGCGGGUUUACGGGGUCCCGUGCUCAACUGACCUCGCAUCCUAAAGGCUCUUAUUUACCCCACUCCGACCCCUUCCCUCGAGGCUGUCCUAGCGGCAGCCGCCAAGCCAGAGAACCUGUGUCGGGGCUGGGAGUGGAGGCAGGUGAAUUACGCUUGAAGGAUGAGCAAACCCUCGCGGAUACGAGAGACUUCUCUAUUACUUGUCCCUUCUCCUCUGAAGAAUUAAUAGCCUGCGAGGCCAAUGGCACCAUGAUAGUUACUGCAGUGAAACUGGGAGGAGUUCCGGACCUGGACCCGUCAGGACUCACGUUACGAGACAGACGCUGCCAGCCUGCAACUGUCACCAGAACUAGCGCAACUUUUGUGUUCGGCGUGAACACUUGCGGAACAAGCAGAAAGAAGAACCCAGCACCCAGUGUGAAGCCAGGACUUGGUCAUCUUGCCCUGGCCAUGAAGCUGUCCAAAGAUUCAUUGUACUCAGAAUUCUACAAGGAUGCAGAAUACCCUGUGGUGAAGUAUUUAAGAGAAGCCAUUUUCUUCGAAGUAGAGCUUCUGGAUUCCGAAGAUCCACAGGUGGAGCUGUUUCUCGAGGACUGCUGGUGUGCUGGGGCUCCGGACCCCGAGGGUGGCCCACAGUGGAACGUCAUUAUUAACGGCUGUGCAAAUGCUGAUGAUUCUUAUGAAACCGUGUUUCACCCCAUGGAUGCAACCUCCGUAAUGUUUCCUUCCCACGUGAAGAGAUUUGAAGUGAAAAUGUUUACCUUCAUGAAGGAAGAAAGUGCAUUAUUGGAAGAUCUGCACUUCCACUGCAGCGUGCUGAUCUGCGAUGCCAAGGAGCUCGCCUCCGACCGCCUGUGUGUGAGUGUGAGAAGGUGUGUUCCUGGCAAGCCGAGACUCGGAAGAAGUACUGUCCACGUGAGAGAACAUGUCUCUUCCAGAGCCAUCAUCUUGGCCACUUCAAAUAAAAACCGAGCACCUUUUGCCCAGAAAACAUCGCCACUUCUCCAGAACCAUGUUCCUAUUUCUGCCUUUCAGAUUUCUGGAGAUUGA